AUGUAUGAAACGUUAAUUAAGCUGUCAAUGAAAAGAAUGAUUUCUAGUAUAGCCAUGCAGCUACUUACAGGCUAUAUGGGUGUAACAAACUGUGGUGCAUGCAUAAUGCAGAGCGAUGCAGAUUCCACAUGCUUUAAGCCAUCACCAAUCGAUAAAAGCUCCGCCACUGAGUUGGAUUUUUCGACAACAUUCACCAAUCCAACCGUUUGCACAAAGCAAUUGCCUUUAGGCAUUGAAUUUGUGUUUUGUGCUAGUGGUAGAUUUAAAACCUUUGCUAACAACAACAACGUUAUUGCUGUAUUACAGGAGUGUCUCGAAAGGACAAAAGUAUUGGAAAAGGCAAAAGCGCAGGGAGUAGACACUAAAGAGGUGUUAGAGAUUGUUGCAUUACACCUGUAUAGUCUAGUCCACGAUGUAGUAAGAGAUCAAAAGGCCGAUGAAAAUAUGAUUUACGAUCUUCGUUAUUUAGUUUUUGCUGCCCACUGGAUUUAUGAAACAAAGUCCUUGAAUGGUAUUAAGUUGGCGGGAAUUAGCCUAGAAAAGUCGCCCGUCAGCAUUUUGAAGUUUUUCUACGAUCAUUGCAACACUCGGGGUUUUAACUUUGAUCGGACCAGCAUUAAUGUUACUGAGCUAAAUGAGCAUGACUUUAACGAUGUAGUACGGCUGACUUUAAAUGGUAAUGGAUUAACCAGUAUCCCUUGUCUAUAUAAUUUUACCAAUCUUAUGUUUCUUGAUCUGGAAGACAACGAUAUUGCAGCCUUUGAGCCAGAAAGAAUGCUUGGGAACGUGACGGAUCGGAAAAUUAUCAUGAACAGGCUCCGUGUGAUAAACUUGGAAGGUAACCCUAAUUUAGCUGUUGAUUUUCCCAAGUUCAGACGAAGAAACUUUCCACAACUUGUAAAUGUUCAUGUGGAUGAUGUUGUUUAUAAUAACACAAACAAGGAUGUUAUAUACGACCUGGAUAAACGUGAUGUGUUUAUUUUGCCACCAAUGAUAUAUCGUCAUCCCCAAGGAAUUACUUUGCACGAUUUGGUUUUUAGAAAUCCAGUUUCACGUGCUAUAAAGAGCUUAUUUAAUACGGUAUGGACAUCUAUAUUUGAUGAUUAA
Messenger RNA from Vittaforma corneae ATCC 50505, 1107 nucleotides. RefSeq lists its product as uncharacterized. The transcript has a single exon. The record is from RefSeq and is a predicted model, not a curated record. Bases 1 to 1107 code for a protein of 368 amino acids. NCBI's taxonomy places the organism in Eukaryota, Fungi, Microsporidia, Nosematidae.